Molecule: messenger RNA, 1076 nt
Organism: Stegodyphus dumicola
Lineage: Eukaryota; Metazoa; Arthropoda; Arachnida; Araneae; Eresidae
Molecular function (GO): protein binding
Source: RefSeq, a predicted model, not a curated record
AUCUACUAGAGGUAACAGCAUUGAUGAUUGCUGUAAGCAAAUCUGCUUCUGAAAGGGAACAUGCAGCAAAUUCAACUAAAAGUCAAACAUUAUCAUAUAUAGAUUUGUGUAUGCUCUUGAUAGACCGUGGAUGUGACAUUAAUGCUGCUGAUAACAAAGGUCGAACUGCUCUGCAUAUUGCAAUUGAAACCGAACAAGCAGCAAAUUCAUCUACAAGUCAAACUUAUCCAUAUAUAGAUUUGUGUAGGCUGUUGAUAGACCGUGGAUAUGACGUCAAUGCUGCUGACUCCAAAGGUCAAACUGCUCUGCACAUUGCAGUUGAUACAAAACAAGCAGGAAAUUCAACUACAAGCCAAACUCAUCCAUAUAUAGAUUUGUGUAGGUUGUUGAUAGACCGUGAAUGCGACGUUAAUGCUACUGAUUCUAAAGGUCGAACUGCUCUACACAUUGCAGUUGAGACAAAAAAAGCAGAAGGUUCAACUACAGGUCGAACGUCUUCAUGUAUAGAUUUGUGUAUGCUCUUGAUUGACCGUGGAUGUUACGUUAAUGCUACUGAUUCCAAAGGUCGAACAGCUUUGCACAUUGCAAUUGAGACAAAACAAGAAAUUUUAAUUCGGAAACUUCUUAUUUCUGGAAGUGACAUUGACAGACUUGACGUGAAUGGCUGUACCCCGUUGUGCUAUGCGUGUUUAUAUGGAAGCCAGAGACUAGUUGAUUUACUCAUAAUUUCCGGCGCUAAUAUACAGGCCCAAGAUUGGGAUCAUGCGUUAAUUAUUUUCCAUAGGUUGAGAAGUCAUCAUAGAUUAAACGAGGAAAAUAUUCAGCUAUUUAAUUACGUUAUUUGUGAAUCGACGAAGGGUCUUACCUUAGAAUCCCUAUGUAACAUAACUAUUAGAUUAAAUGUUAAAAAUAUAGAAAGAGAUGCCAUUCAACUUGGAUUACCUCCAUUACUGGUAAAACGCCUACAACAUAAAAACUGUGGAAAUAUGUGAUAUGAUUUUAUUCACAUAUGAAUAAAUAUGAGACUUAUAAAUUGGUACUUGUUACAUUAAUUAUGUAUUAAUUAUUGAGGUUCA